Molecule: messenger RNA, 1633 nt
Organism: Neoarius graeffei (lesser salmon catfish)
Lineage: Eukaryota; Metazoa; Chordata; Actinopteri; Siluriformes; Ariidae
Exons: 4
Coding region: 1-1419 (472 amino acids)
Molecular function (GO): DNA binding
Source: RefSeq, a predicted model, not a curated record
AUGGAAGAUAAGUGGUACCAACAUACACCUGAGAAAGUGCUGGAUGAGGAGGGGAAGCCCAAGAUCCUUUGGGACUUUGAGUUCCAAACUGACGUGGUGGUCUUUAAGAAGGAGCAGAAGGAAUGCCUGAUCAUUGAUGUGGCGAUGCCAGGUGAUCAUCACAUUGUCACCAAACAAGGAGAUAAGAUCACCAAUUCCCCGUGGCCAUGUUUGUGUCAGAGAAAUAACUUGUGGCGCUGCAGAGAGACCGCCGCUCCUGUAGGGGGCAGUACAGAGUGUCGCAGUCAGAGCGCUCAGAACAAAACCAACUCUCAAAUGGCGGCACGAAAACGGAGCAUAGUGUGGUCAUUUUUCCAAGCCGAGGACGAUAAAAGAGUAUUAUGUCUCCUUUGUAUGAAAACGGUUUUAUAUUUCGGUCACACGACCAACAUGCUUCGGCAUUUACGAGCGAAACAUCCGAAUGAUUUCUCCGCUUUGGACAAAAGAAAAUCCACAUCGGGGAAAAGCGCCUCAUCCAACCAUAAUAACGGCUGUGUGGAAGUGACCGUCAUGAUGGACGAGCAGCAGGUCGAGGUCCCGGCCGAGGUGGGAGACGCGGAGAUGGACGGGGCGAUCCGAGGAAUCCUGUGUGCAGCUGCAGGAGAAGCGGCGACAGAAGGAGAGACAUCCGGGUGCGAAGGCGAGGGCAGAGGGGCUCAGGAGGGCAGCCCCGCCCCAGCCCAAACUCCAACCUCACGCAAGUGGAGCGCAGUGUGGGUUCACUAUCGCAAAGUGGACCAGGAGAAGAAGGCACUGUGUCUACUCUGCAUGGAGAAGAUCCAGCACCAGAGCAGCACCAGCAACCUCAUUCGGCACCUGCAGAACAAGCACCCGACUGAGUACGCCCAGCUCGAAGAGCAUUCACAGAAACGACCCCCUAAACGCAAAAACGAGGAUCCAGAUUACAUCCCUGUAACUUCACCAAAACCUCGCACCGUGCCAGCCAGCCGUGUUGUCCCGUCUCAGCUGAGCAGCAGUCUCACAGUAGUUGACUGGAGUGACGGGCGGAGGAUCCUGGAGCGCGAGCGCGAGCUGACAGAGGCGUUGAGGCGCGUGCAGCAGGAAGAGGGAAGGAGUUUGCAGCAGCAGAGAGAUUUAAUGCAGCAGAUCCGAGAGCUGGAUGCAGAACGGCGAGCACUUCAGAAUCAGAAACGCGAACAGGAGGACGAACAUUACAGACUGAAGAGGGAAAAGGAGGAACUGGAAACCAUCAAGCUGGAUCUCCAGAAGGAAAAGGAAGAACUCCAGAAGGAGAAGGAGGAGCUGUUUAAGGCCAAGGAGGAGUUUCGGAAAGAGAGGGAGGAGUUGGAGAGACAGAGGCAGGAAAUGCAUCGAGAGGGACACAUACAAGGCCAAGUGUCAGAAUUUUACAACUGUUGAUUCGUCUUCGUACUUCAGUUAACGCAAGUUCUUUGUAAUUUUUAAGAUGUUUAGUGAACGUAGCUGACCGAUUUCAUUACUCUGCCUUCCCCCCUCCUCUGGACGUACUCCAUGUUGAGACGGUGGUGAUAAGGAGGAUGUUUUUUCCUGUAAAUGAUGCAUUUCACUGUGUGAUUUUUAAGUUCUGCAGAACUCAAUACAGUGUUCUCUCACA